This is a messenger RNA of Thecamonas trahens ATCC 50062, 852 nucleotides long. RefSeq names its product zinc finger protein. The record is from RefSeq and is a predicted model, not a curated record. Gene Ontology annotation, molecular function: zinc ion binding; nucleic acid binding. The transcript is spliced from 2 exons. The coding region runs from base 10 to 717 and encodes 235 amino acids. Gene Ontology annotation, cellular component: U2-type prespliceosome; nucleus; U2 snRNP. NCBI's taxonomy places the organism in Eukaryota, Apusomonadida, Apusomonadidae. Gene Ontology annotation, biological process: spliceosomal complex assembly.
CUCCCCCCCAUGGACCAAGCCCAGGGCAAGACCGGCUCGGGUGCAGUUGCCUCGGCCUCGGUCGCCAACCGUGCACGCAGAGAACGUAUCCGUGCGCUCGCACUCACAACCAUUGACCUCAAGUCGGACCCGUUCUUCACUCGCACCCACCAUGGGCACUACGAGUGCUCGCUCUGCCUCACACACCACUCGAACGAGGGCUCGUAUCUCGCGCACACCCAGGCCCGCAAGCACCGGCAGAACCUCGCCAAGCGGCAGGCGCGGCAGGCGCAGGCGGCCGAGGCGGCGCCGCUGCCACAGCCUGCGGCGGCCGCGGGUGGGCGGCGCGCGCCGCGGCGGGCCACCAUCGGCGUCCCGCACCACGCCGUCGAGCGGCUGCUCGAUCCCGAGACUCAACAGGUCGGCCUACGCAUCUCGAUCGCUUACCCGGAGAUUGCCGACGGCAUCCAGCCGCGGCACCAGUUCAUGUCGGCGUACGAGCAGAAGCAUGAGGCGCCCGACAAAGACUACCUCUAUCUGGUCUUUGCCGCAGACCCAUACUCCAACGUCGCCGUCAAGAUCCCCAACCGCCCGCUCGAUCGCGCGCCCGACAAGUUCUUCACCAACUGGGACUGGGACAACCUCGAGUACUCGCUCACUCUCCACUACGCUCUGUCUGAGCCCGAGUCCGAGCCUGAGCCCAGCGCCACCAACCAAUCGACUGCGCUGCCGUCGUGAUAGCUGUUCAUCGCUGCUACGUACCACAGCCCCGUCCCACGUCCGUUCCACCCCCUCCAAACCCGUUCCGCCCGCUCGGAUUAGUUGCGGCCCCGGUGCCGAUGGCCAUAUCUGUAAACUUGCCACCGUCGUCUC